This is a messenger RNA of Porites lobata, 7147 nucleotides long. NCBI's taxonomy places the organism in Eukaryota, Metazoa, Cnidaria, Anthozoa, Scleractinia, Poritidae. The record is from the annotation of a GenBank genome assembly.
CACAGAAAGGUAUCAGAAGAGAAACAUUUCAAAGCAGUAAGCAACAGCAAAUUUGUCGCCCUCUGGAACACUUUCACGGCAUAUAUCGUAGCAAUGACUCCCGCAUCUGAUCUUUGCAGUCUUUGCCAGCUUAAUAAUGCUAAAAUCAGUCAAAAUGUCAAUGUGAGCAAGCAUGAGAAAUUGAAAUGUCUCAGUGAUCAAGAAACGCAUCUGCAAGAAGCAAAAUCAGAGUGGGAUUUUAUGAAAAGAAACAUUGCUGCAUGCAAAGACGUGUUACAAGACAGCAUAAUCGACCUCUUGUCACCCAGGCCCAGUUGUUCGUUGAAAGGAACUAUACAUUAUUCAUAUGAUUAUGCUCAACAAGUACACAUUCCCUCCAGUCCACAACAACCUGGACCCAUUAACUUUAAAACACCGCAGAAAUGUGGCUUGUUUGGGUGAAUGGCGGUAGCAUGGCGAAUUGGUGGUGAACAUGAAAGUGAAUUGAACCUAUCAUAUCCACUUAAUUUCCGACUUAAUUCAUAGUGAUGGAUGCGAAAGGUUAUCUGAAUGUCAAUGACUUACGGAAAAUUUGGAAGGAAGAAUUUUUGCCUAGUAUUAAGCGUGAAUUGAAAAGCGAACUCGAAGCACUCAGAACAAGCAUUAAGACCUUGACAGCACGUGUUGACGGGAUAGAGAAAUCUCAGUCCUUUAUAUCGGAAAAGUACGAGUCUGUUCUAAAAACGCUCAAGUCAUUGAACCAAACAACAAACACGCUGGGGAAAAAGGAUGCUGAGCUGACAAAGAUCACCGACAGCUUGGCCGAGCGAGCUAACCGUGUGGAGCAGGCAGUCUGUAGAAUUGAAUGUGCAAUCGAUUAAGUCCAACAAUACUCUCGAAGAGACUGUCUGGAAAUAACGGACAUUCCAAUACUGCCGAAGGAAAAUCCAAAGCAGGUUAUCAAAGAGAUUGGUACUUUAAUCGAUGUAAAUGUUGAAGAUGCUCACCUAGCAGCAGCUCACUGGCUUCCGGACACCAAGAAUGUGAAGCAUCGGUUGAUUGUCAUGUUUGUACAUAGCGAUAAAAGAGAAGAAAUGUACAAGAAACGCAGGAAUCUAAUUGGAAAGAAUAUUAGCAACUUGCCGUCCGUACAAGCCGCAAUGGGCCUCGCUGCUACAAGCAACAAUAAAAUCCACAUCAAUGAAUCUCUCACAGGUUGUCGCAAACAAUUCUUUGGCCGUAACAAUGACUUCAAGCGGAAGAACUACAAAUACCUAUGGACUGCAAAUGGGAAGAUCAUGCUGAACGCUCAAGAUUCUUCACAAACCAAAUCUUUUGUUACACAUGAGGAAUUUGAAGACUACAUCGAACAGAUAAGCAAUAACUCGUAAUUCUUUUUUUCUUCCCUACACUUGUGUGCCCUAUAAUAAUAUUUAACCUACAGACACAGACAUAUUCAACCUCAAUCAUCCCCAAAAUAGCCUGCAAGCUUUACCUUUUCAUGACCUGGAUAACAGAGAAGUUCAUAUUUUAGAUGGAUCCUGUCACUUGCAGAUAGAUAAUUUAAAAGAUUUAGAUUUAUAUAAUUUGCUACCCAACCCUGUUAAAUCUGAUGAUGCUGACCCUGAUCAUGUAUUAAUUAACCCUCAAUCUGAUUGCUAUGAUAUUUCUAGUUUGAAUAAGGUUCUAAGUAAAUCAGGAGCGAAAUCCUUCUCAUUUCUUCAUUGUAAUAUUAGAAGCCUGUCAAAAAAUAUUGGCUUGCUUGAAGAUAUGCUAUAUUCUUUAAGUGAACAGCCUGAUGUAUUAGGAGUUUCUGAAACCAGGCUAAAUGCAAAUACCACUUUUAAUACUGAGUUGAUUAACUAUAACAUCUACCAAGCUGAUUCUCCCACCCCAGCGGGAGGGUUGCUCUUUAUGUCAGUAAAGCUUUAACCUCAUUUCCAAGGUCAGAUAUAACUUUGGAUAUGCCUCUUGUGGAAUCUGUUUGGGUUGAAAUAGCUACUCCCAAAAACCAAAGACCCAUCUUGGUUGGCUGUAUCUACAAACAUCCAGGUGCGAAUAUUGAUGAAUUAAAUGGGAAGCUUGACGAAACAAUGAAACUAUUUAACUCAAACAAGUACCAAUUGUAUAUCCUUGGUGAUAUGAAUAUAGACUUUUUUAAAUGUGAUAGUCACCCACCUACAGAGGCUUACCUUGACAUGCUGUAUUCCAAUAAUUUAUUACCAAUUAUUACUAAACCAACACGUCUGACCUAUCAUUCAGCUACAUUAAUUGAUCAUAUCUAUGCCAACAGUACAUCCAAAAUUGUCUCUGGUAUUGUAAUAGUGGAUAUCUCUGAUCACCUCCCAGUUGUCGGUGUUACAAAUAUACCAGUUAAGAAACACAACCCUAUUAAGUAUUAUCGAGAUUACAGCAAUUUUGAUCAAGAAUCUUACUUACAGGAUAUCAAUGCGGUCAACUGGAAUGCUAUCUUAACCUGAGAUCAGGCCCAAUUUGAGCGGUUCCCAUACAUUCUCUCUAACGGCUACCGCUGAAAUUGGGCCUGAUACAAACUAUUACAAGUUUGUGCUCGUUACGGCCAGAUUUUGGCCGUAACGCUGAUUGGCUGUUAGAACAAUGCCAAAAGAUCUGAUUGGCUGUCGGAAACGCCGGAAGUUGAAAGCGCUUAUUCCUCGCGUGGUUGUUUUCGUGGAUGAUCCGUUGUCAGUGGAGAGAAGGAUCGAUUUUCCUGUCUUUUUUAUUGUUUUAUGGUCUUAUGGUAGGAAAAUAUGCCUUAAUAUGUGCCAUGGGAAAUUAAUGUGGUUGUUCAUAUCUUCUCAGGAUUUGCUUUAUUUACGGAAAGUGAGUGUAUCGCAGAGUUGAAUCCCUCUACAAGUUGUUGACCGCUAACAACGUGCAUUUUGAUUUACCAACAAACGGGUGCAAAUCAAAAUACUGUCCAUCUUAAAACUGGUUUCAUUUGAAAGUUUAGCCGGGAAUGACUUCUCUGAAUGGGGUACGCAAGCGGAGGCUCACUGCGAAAGAAACCUCAAUCGCCAACUGUGAAGUAUUAGACGAAAAAUAUCGCAUCGCUGUUCAAGGAAUUUCAGUGUUCACAGACUGGUUGUUUUACUACGCUUUUUGUUACAAAAAAAACCAAGAAAACUGAUGUCCUCGCUCGUUGGCUGUUUGCUUUUGUUUUUAAAGAUUUAUGUACUGAAACUCGGGGGAAAUUGCCAAGGAAAAUAUCAAGACAACGGAAAAAUAGGGAUUUCAGUAUUUUAAAUUCCAGAGCGCCUAGCCAAAAUAAAAACUAGUAGAACAUCGUGUUACCUUCUAGGCCAACAGAAGUAACCUUCGAGAUCUCCCUUAAUCUCGCAAAAAGUUAAAUGUGAUUGUGCUGACUGUUUUAUUUUUAGCUGAAAAAAUUAACAGAUAAAAGCUAUUUUUAAGUCAGCCAGUCUUCAUUUUUCCCACGCGUGAAAAAUUUGCAUACUAGAAAAACAAGCACUGGAAGUAAUUUUGAUUGGCUGAUACGGCAAAUGUCAAUCAAUCAAAAAAGUGGGCAGCAGACGUUUCUUAGAAGGUUUGUAUCAGGCUCUCUUUUCGUUUCGCCUUGCCCGCCGGAAUAUAAUUUUCAAAGCGAAAUGAAAAUAGAGCCUGAUCUCAGAUUAAUGCUAUCUAUAAUAAUGAUCUGCAUGAGACAGUUACUAAAAUAACUGACCUGAUAAAAUCAAUUGCAGAUAAACAUGCACCAAUUAGGCAAUUGUCCCAAAAGAAACAGAAAUUAUGUACUAAGCCGUGGAUAACUAAUGGUAUUCUUAAAUCAAUCAAAACUAAGCAUAAAUUAUACAAAACACACUUUCUUUCUAACAAUCGAAUUAAGGUGACAGAAUAUAAAAAGUAUGCUAACAAACUGAAUUGGCUUAAGAACAUUUACAAAAAGAACUACUUUUCACAACACUUUGACCUAUGUAAAAACAACCUGAAGUUGAAAUGAUCAUAAGUCAUCCUUAGAUAUUCCUAAUAAAUUAAUUAAAAUAGCUGCCCAGCCAUUGUCAAUACCUUUAACAUAUAUCUAUAACCAGUCUAUUGAAACUGGAAUUGUUCCUGAUAUUUUAGAAGUCUCACAAGUUUCCCCAGUGUAUAAGGGUGGUGAUGCUACAGACCCUAGCAACUAUCGGCCCAUAGCAACUCUCUCACCUUUUGGUAAAGUGCUCGAGCGUCUAGUCUAUAAUCAGUUAUAUUCGUUCACAGAUAAACAUCAAAUCAUGUACAAAUAUCAGUUUGGAUUUAGGAAAGGAUAUUCCACUGAACAAGCUAUUCUUGAAAUUACUGACAAUCUGAAGCUAGCUACUGACAAAGGUCAAAUAACAUGUGGUUUAUUUCUCGACCUAUCAAAGGCAUUUGACACAGUAAAUCAUGAAAUACUGCUCUCUAAACUAUAUCUGUAUGGAAUUCGGGGUACACCACAUAAUUGUUUUGAAAGUUAUUUGCACAAUCGAAGACAAUAUGUUAAAAUUGACUGUACUAAAUCUAGCUAUGAAAAUAUUACGUGCGGUAUACCCCAAGGCUCAACUCUAGGUCCUCUUUUAUUUUUGCUCUAUGUGAACGACUUACCAAACUGUGUCAACAAACUUUCGGUACGGAGCGUUGCUGCUGACACCAAUUUAUUUUACUCUAAAAUAGCUUGAAUCCGUAAUGAAUCAAGAGCUUAAACAAAUUUAUAACUACUGUGCUCUAAAUAAGUUAUCUAUUAACACUGCAAAGACCAAUUACAUGUUAGUCUCAUCAUCUAGAUGCCACCCAACGAUAAAUAUCACUAGUAUUGAAUAGAAAGAUUACAUAAAGUACUUGGGAGUUUAUAUAGACAAACAUCUCAAUUGGCAACCACAGAUACGACAUGUAAAUAAUAAAUUAGCUAAAAAUUUAGGAAUCCUUUCAAAACUAAGAUAUUACAUUGAUCUGAAUAUACUGAAACAAAUUUAUUAUGCUUUUUAAAACAUAAUAGGGAUAUAUUAAAAUAUAUCCCUAUUUGAGUUACGGUAUUCUUGCUUGGGGCUGUGCCAGCAAAACCACAUUAGAUUGUCUUCGUAUUAAACAUAAUAAAUGUCUCCACACCAUCUUCUUUGUACAUCCUAGAGAGAGUGCUGCUCCCUAUUUCAAACUCCUAGCAAUCCUUAAAUUACAUAAUAUAUAUAAAUUAAAAAUAUGUUGCUUUAUGCAUAGAAUGAGAAAUGAGACUGAUAGCAUUCCAGACAUUUUCCUUGAUGUCCUGACUCCAGCAUUGCGCAUACACAACCAUAAUACAAGAUUUGUCAGUAAUCUGAACUAUUUUAGGCCAAGAGUAUCCACCAACUUAGGUAAGACGUCCUUUAAAUUCUGUGCUCCAAAAAUCCUGUCUUCUAACCAACCAAAUCUGACCUUGCUUAUAUGUUUUAUCACUGAUAUUAUUUGAGAUUUUAUUCCUCUCCUUACUGCUGCCAAUUAUUUCAAUAUGACGGUGUCCAACAAGAAAGCUCUAGCUACUUUGGACACCGUACACAAAUGAACUUAAUAUCUUUUAGUUAAUUAUUAUUUGUAGCUACUUUAUUUUCCUACUAUGUACACUUAUGUAAAUAUCUUGUAUAGUGUGACUAAAGAAUUGAAUUGAAUAUGUUGUGAGGGAAUACCCAGACACGUCAACUACCUAAUUGAUAAGGCAGUUGCUACAGGGAAGGGGGCCAAUGCAACAAUUAGCUAUGUCCAUGACUUUUUCAACUUUCAUGGGCCUGGAGAAACAGAUGCACAGAUAACUGUUGGGCAUCAGCGUACGGGGCGGGGGGAGCUGGGGGGACUGCAGUCCCCCCUGUCGGAAAAAACAUAGUAUUAUUCAGGCAAAACUGAUGUACUGUUCGGGCAAAGACACAGUAAAAAAUAUUUUACUAUUUAAUAUCUUCAUUUAUUUGUUUUCAUCCCGCAUCUCGCCUAAUCUUCUAACUGAUCUCUGUACUACUUCACUGGAUGGCUGUUAUUACUUGGAGUUAGAACACUGAGUUCUGCCAAGGGACUGGGAGUGAUAAUCAAGACCACACUGGAACUGGAACUGUGUAUGAGUUGGCGGCCAUGUUGAUUUAUGUUAGUUCUUGAGUGCAUGUGCAUGUAAUCUGGUGGAUUGAAGUAUGUCUUUGUCGAAGUCUCAUAAAAGAUCAUAUCGAUACCGUGCAACCUCGUGCUCUGCUGAAAGGUCUUUCAGCACCCUUUGCUGCAUCAAGACAUUUUUAAGAUCCACAAUGGGACAAGACCGUCUUAGCAGUAUCGCCGUUAUAACAUUGAAAGAAAGUAUGCAAACAAAACAAUGCAGAAUGACAUGCAAAGGAUUAUUGACAUAUUUGGGUGUUGAAGUAAUCGUUCGUCAUACUUCUUUUAGAGCUCAAUUUUCUUUCCUUUUAUUUUUAAUACUUCAACGCUCACUCAGAGCUCAAAUGGGUACGUUUUAUCUCUCACUUCAUGGUUUUGUAUUUUAGAAAUGAUCAUCUCGAUUUGCCAAAAAUAUUUGCACUAUUUUGAACGCCCGUGUUCUCACGGCAUGGCGAAGAAAACUUGACAUCACGAAAGAAUCAUCUUGUGCAUCUGUGACCAACAAGUUUCAUUCGGGCAAAUUAUGUUCAGCCCCCCAACAAAAUUUUUCCCAUACGCCGAUGUUGUUGGGGCCAAAACAAAAAUAAUUAUGUUAUCUGGUAUUAUUGCUGGCGCAUUCUUUGUGGACUUCACAAUUCCAUUUUAUAUUCAUUUUUAAUUGCAAGGCAUACUAAAUAUAGUCCUGACUGGUGCUUUGGAUUAGUUAAGCAGUCGUUUAGGAGGCGCUACGUUUCUUCCCUUUUUGACCUUAUGGAAGCUGUAGACAAGUCAACAGUCAGUGGUGACAAUGUCCCCAAAUUGUGUGGUCUUCAAGACGGCACUGUUUUAGUGCCAGUAUAUGACUCAGGACAACUCGGAUUAAUAUUAAUCCGUGGAUUAUAAUAAUAAUAGAUUAUAAUAUGGUUAUUAUAAUCCGGUAAUAGAUUAUUACAAUCCAGUAAUAGAUUAAGGGACGGCAAAAAUUGGAAGGAUUAGAUUAUUAUUAAUAAUAAUCAUCCGGAUUAAUAUUAAUCUCUAUUAUAAUCCAGAUCAGAGCUAUGACAGACAAACUGCAGACAUUACACGCUGA